AUGUCAGGCAAGGGCUUCGCAGCCAACAGUGGUGGCGGUUUCUCCAACGCCGAUGGCAAGUCGCAGAAUGCGACCCGGCAAUCCAUCUUUGAGAAGCAAAAAGCAGAGGCAGCAGCGAAGCGUCAGCGUGAGGCGGCUGAGACAAAAGCAGUUUACGAAGAUUUCGUCAAGAGCUUCGACCAUGACGACGACGACGACGACGACGGCUACGACAACCACAGCGGCAGCCACCGCAUCCGACGAGAUGGCGGCUUCUCCAAUAGCAGCCGUGGCGGUCCUCCUCGCCCAGGCUUCAGCGGCGGAGGCUCGCGGAGGCAUUUUGGUGCCUCCUCAGCCCUCAAGAGCGGCCCGGGUAGCCUAGGCCCUCCGCCGAGCGCCUUUGGCAAGAAGCGCCCCUUUCAAGACUUCAACAAGAGCUCAUCCCUACAACGCGAUCGAAGCGGUAUGGGCUUCGACGACAAUCGAAGCGGGCCGCCCGCGCCGCAGCAACAGCAGGCCAGUGCCUCCCUGAGCAAGGCGUUUGCGACGAGCGACGACGAGGACAUGGCGGAGGCGCAGGACAGGGAAGAGGAAAAGGCCGUGGCGCGGCCGACGCUGCGGCUGUCGGGCGUGCCGCCGGGGACGUCGCCGGCCGCGAUCAAGGCGAUGCUGCCCUCGAACCUGGUCGUGGACAAUGUCAAGCUGCUGCCGCCCCCACCGGGCACCGGGACGGAGCGCAAGAGCCUGGUGGUGAUUGUGACAAUGUCGCCGGAGACGCCUGCGACGGACAUGGACGCGGCCGUUAGCGCGCUACAAAACAGGUACAUGGGCUACGGCUACUACCUGGCGCUGCACAGGCACCUGUCCUCGGCGGUGGUGAGCUCGGCCGCGUUGCCGAGCCUGAGCGCGUCUGGCGCCUCGCAUCCGUUUGGCGCGAAGCCCGUGGAGCAGGCUGAGGUCGGCGGCAAGCACGCGCAGCAGCAGCACGGCUUCCACCGCGGGUUCGCGCCGCCGACAUCCUACGGGCCGAGCUACGUGGCGGUGAACCGCGCGACCCUCCUUCACGUGCCCGUCAAGCCGCCGCGCGACGUGCGCACGAUUCAGCUCAUCAACAUGGUCAUCGAGGGCGUUCUCGAACACGGCCCCGAGUUUGAGGCGCUGCUCAUGUCGCGGCCCGAGGUCCAGCGCGAGGAGAAGUGGGCGUGGCUCUGGGACGCGCGCAGCGAGGGGGGCGUCUGGUUGCGCUGGCGGCUCUGGGAGGUGGUGACGGGUGCGCAGCCCAAGGGCCAACGGGGCAAGUACGUGCCGCUGUUUGACGGGGCGCACGCGUGGAAGUCGCCGGAGAAGCCGCUGCCGUUUGAGUACACGACCAAGCUGGACGAGUUUGUGUCGGACUCGGAGUACAACUCGUCCGACGACGAAGACGCGGACGACGAGGCCAACAACAAUCGCGACGCCGAGGAAGGCGGGCGGUCGUUUUUAAAUCCGCUGGAAAAGGCCAAGCUGACGCAUCUCCUGGCGCGGCUACCGACUACGUUGGGGAGGCUACGAAAGGGAGACAUUGCGCGCAUCACCGCCUUUGCGAUUACGCACGCCAGCCGCGGCGUGGACGAGGUGGUGGACAUGAUGAUUACCAACAUUGAGCGGCCGUUUUCGCUCGCGGCCGCGAAUCCCGAGUGCGACGGCGACCGGGCGCGGGAAAAGGCGGCGGCCUCGACGGCCAACGACGAGGGGCCGCCGGACCUGAGCGGCGCGAGCCUGAUUGGGUUGUACGUGGUCAACGACGUGCUGUCGUCGUCGUCGACGAGCGGGGUGCGGCACGCGUGGCGGUUCCGGCAGCUGAUGGAGGCGGCGCUGCGGGCGCGCGGCACGCUGGCGUGGCUCGGGCGCAUGGCGGAGCGGCAGGGCUGGGGCCGGCUGCGCGCGGACAAGUGGAAGCGCAGCGUCGGGCUGGUGCUGCACCUGUGGGAGGGGUGGUGCGCGUUUCCGGCGGCGAGCCAGGCGCUGUUUGCGCAGAGCUUUGAGAACCCGCCGUCGCUGCGGCCGGAGGUGACGGACAAGACGCAGGAGGAAGGCGGCGGCGAGGUCAAGGAUGCUCGGUGGAAGCUGGUCGAGGCGAGGGAGGAGGAGCAGCAGGAGGAGGAGGAUGAUGUGGAGGGGGAGCCGAUCGAGGAGGAUGAUGUGGAGGGAGAACCGAUUGAGGAAGACGAUGUGGAGGGAGAGCCGAUUGAAGAAGAUGAUAUUGUCGGUUCGCCAGUUGAUGAGGGCGAUGUCGCGGGCGAGCCCAUGGACGAGGACGAGGGGGCGCCGAGGACGGCUCAGGCUAGUAGUGGUGCGCCGGCGGAGUCGUCAAGUUCGGGAACGGGGCUCGGGCAGCCACGGAGACGGAUGCGGGCGGCGGACAUGUUUGCCGACAGUGGCGACGACUCUGACGAAUGA
Cordyceps militaris CM01 is the source of this 2418-nucleotide messenger RNA. Its product is annotated as RNA polymerase II, large subunit, CTD. NCBI's taxonomy places the organism in Eukaryota, Fungi, Ascomycota, Sordariomycetes, Hypocreales, Cordycipitaceae. The coding region runs from base 1 to 2418 and encodes 805 amino acids. Gene Ontology annotation, biological process: RNA processing. Gene Ontology annotation, molecular function: RNA binding. Gene Ontology annotation, cellular component: nucleus. The record is from RefSeq and is a predicted model, not a curated record. The transcript has a single exon.